AUGGAAGCGAUGGAAGUGGCGGUGACCAUCGCACGAGAUGGCGAGGCCAUCGUGCAAGUGGCCACAGCCUUCCUUUUCCCGAGACCACACACGAAUGAUUCCAUAGAGUUUGAAGAUCGACAGGAAGACCCCGUUCAAAUCCACCUGAAUUCGCCAAUUGAUCUGGAGCAGUUUCAGGGCAAGGAGUUGGUCUUUGUUUUGACGAGCCACUCUACCUUCCAGGACAAAUCAAGUAACCGGGAGAUGCGAACAACGGGCCAUGUUUACUGUCUCUCUGGGAGUGAGAAAAUACGGAUUAGGUCCGUCGACUUCUGCGGCCAGGGUUAUUCCCGGAACCCCGUGCAGGAUUACCUGCGCCGACACGGUGUGGUGGGCCACCGCGCUCAUUUCUUUGACACUCCGCGGGUUCUCCGGACUGACCUCACCGGUCAGGUGUCUUCGUCGAGUGUCGAAUACGCGCAAGCCCCAUUACGCAUGGGAUGUACACGAGCGGCCUCAUCCGGGGACUCGUCGAAUGGCAUCUGGCCAGCAAUGACCCGCGCCGCAUGCGCACCUGGGAGUGUUCCUUCGAGGCCAAAGUGUUCCCGGGGGAUUCCCUCGGGGUGGAUAUUCACCACGUGGGCAUGCGUGGCGGAUGCAAUUGUUACGGACCGCCUUCCCACGAGGCCCCGAGAAGAAAACAGUCAAUUCGGUCGGAUUGUUUUGGAUAACGUCGAGAAUAGAGAAUCCUGCAAGGUAUUAGUGUCAAGGCUUCCAUUUAAUUUGAGAAGCAGAGCAACCAUAAGUAUCCACAAAAUAUCGGUGCGCCAAUUGCGGUGCAUGCUUACAGGAAAGGCCUUACAAAACUCCGAGUUAUUUCGGCUACUGCGGAGGUUGCAACCUCUCCAACCAUCUAUGUUUUCACCGGCCAGGGAAGCCAGGUCCAGGAAAUGGGCAUGGAUCUGUACCGGACCAGUCCGGCAGCCCGCCAAGUGUGGGACCACCGACGACACGUAUAACAAACAAGGCCAGGCUAUUCAAUAUCCGUACUUUGAGGAAAUCACCCACUUCAGUCGCUCGUACACUUUCCGUUCCUCCAGAGGUCUCCUGCAUGAAACUCAAUUUACCCAGCCUGCACUCGGUCUAAUGGAAAUCGCACAGGUCCACGACCUCCGGUCCCGGGGAUUGAUCGAACCGCGCAGUGACUUUGCGGGCCACUCGCUGGGCGAAUACGCGGCCUUGGUCUCUAUGGAAGAUAUAUUCUCCAUUGAUCUAUGGGCGGCGAUGGUCUUUCGACGCGACUCGAGGCCCACGCCGGGGUCAUGGCGGCACAGGGGGGAGCUAACGAUGGAUAUUCCAUGUGCGCAGUGGAUCCGAAACGGGCAUCGAACGGUACGUGCAAAUGAUGCGAGUGAUCUAAUAUCACGGCGUGCCAAUGACACUUACGAAUCGACAGAUUUUACAGAGCAGGACCUUCAGCGAUGCAUCGCAGCGAUUGCAGGUGCAACAAAUGGAUUCCUCGAAGUGGUUAAUUACAAUAUCUCCAAUGUGCAAUAUUUACCAAGCCUUGCCUGCUUAACUGGCGUGCUGGAUGAUCUUACAAUCGAUCCCAAUGCCGUCAAGGUCAUAAAGUCUCCGGGCCAGCUGAAUGAGCUCAUUGAGACCCAUCGGCGACGAAUAGAGGCAGCGGCAAAACCGCUCAUCCUCGCGCGGGGUAAAGCCACUGUGCCCCUAUAUGCAAUGUCCCGUUCCAUAGCAGCCUACUGA
Messenger RNA from Aspergillus tanneri, 1746 nucleotides. RefSeq lists its product as uncharacterized. Bases 1 to 1746 code for a protein of 581 amino acids. The record is from RefSeq and is a predicted model, not a curated record. Gene Ontology annotation, biological process: long-chain fatty acid biosynthetic process. The transcript has 4 exons. Lineage: Eukaryota; Fungi; Ascomycota; Eurotiomycetes; Eurotiales; Aspergillaceae. Gene Ontology annotation, molecular function: transferase activity. Gene Ontology annotation, cellular component: fatty acid synthase complex.